AUGAUGGAGGUGCAGCAGUAUAGCCUCGUUCCUCAGGCCCUCAUCGCACUCCUCAACGCCGUUGCCUCCGACGUCGGAGCCGGCUCACCCGCCCCCACCUGCUCGUCGCCCGUGUUACUCUCUCCGCCCGGGUCGUUCGAGUUCGACGCACUCAACUACCAGGACUCGCCCAUCUUUCUUGCGCCCCACCAGGCCACCGACCACCUUUUGCCGUUGUUCGGCGCCGCCGAGCCCGACGCAGCGCUCGACACAGACCUGCGCCGAAGCAGCGACCCAGGCAUGCAGGAGCUGGCCAGGCUCGCGGCCGGCCUGCGGCGGGACUCGGUGGCCGAGCUCCUCUCGUGCUCGGCGCCGGUCGUGAUUCGCCGCUCCUCCAUGCCCACGAGCUCGGCCGACGUCGAAGCCCACGUCGCCUCCUCCUCCACCACCUCGGCCAAGGCGCCGGCGAAGGUGAAGGGCAGCGGCGUCUUCCAGAGGCGGAAGAGCAAAGAGAAGGACAAGGCCUCGACGAUGCCCGAGAAGACGAAGAAGGUGAAGAAGGAGAAGAACAAGAAGUUGGUGGUGGUGCCGGAAAUAACGAUAGAGCGGACGGCACCGGUGGUGGUGACGGUGCUGACGUCAUCGUCCCAGCCGGCCUCGGCCUCGCCCAGAGAGCGCCGGGGCUCCAUGAUUGCCCCAUCACCACCGGCCGCCACGAUGAUGAAGAAGAUGAAGAAGAUGACGAUGGACGCGGCCGACGGUGCGGUGGUCGAGCCGACGCGGCACAAGCGGAGCCGGUCGUUGUCUGCGAUCCCCGAAGUGGCCGAGGAAAUGCAGCGCCGGUCGUCGAGCCGGGAACUCGAGGCCGUGGCGGAGGUGUCAACUACUACUACGACGACGACGCAGCCGCCGCUGCUGUUGGUGGGCGAGGUGGUGCUGCUGCCGGUGGGGGACGGCAUGCCCGAGCGACAGCGGAGGCGGCACCUGGUCAUCAACGAGAUCGUGACCACCGAGAGGGACUACGUGCGCGACCUGCAAGUGCUCCUCUCCGUUUUCAUGAUGCCGUUGCAGAGCAAGGGGAUCGUGACGGCGGAGGAGGGCCGACGGCUGUUCUCCAACGUGAAGACGCUGAUGGCCAUCAACCAGGCGCUCCUGGCCGACCUCGAAGCGCGCGUCGGGGCCUCGCAGGGCAACAACAUCGGCGAAUGCUUCCUCCUCUUCGGGGACUACUUGAGAAUGUAUGCGAUCUACUGCGCCAACCAGAAGACGGCCUACAAGACGCUGGCGCGGUGCACCAAGACCAAUGCCAGCUUCCGCGAGGCGCUGCAGCAGGCGCACGACAACGAGCAGACCAGGCUGCUCAAUCUCGACAGCUACCUGAUCAAGCCCAUGCAGCGACUAUGCAAGUACCCGCUUCUGCUCCGGGAGCUGAUCAGCCUCACGGACGCGGAGCACCGGGACUUCGAGAGGCUGACGCGCGCGCUGGACAAGAUCCACGAGGUGGUGGUGAGCGUGAACAACAGUCAGAAGCUGGAGGAGGAGAUGGACGCCAUGGCCAACGUCAUCGAGCGGCUCCAGGGCACCGAGCGGUUCGACGUGCCGCUGGUGGUGCCUGGCCGCAAGUACUUCCAAGAGGGCAUUCUCCAGAAGAUGGCCCAGGACACGAAGUGCUUGUCGGCCCUGCACUACUUCCUCUUCUCCGAUCUCCUCGUCCUCACCACGGCGCCCGCGAGUUCGAAAGCGGCCUCGGCCAGGAGGAAGAGUGGCUCCACCAAGAAGGUGGAGGUGCAGGCGAUGCUGUCGCUCCUCGAUGCCCAGGUGGACCUGAACGAGCCGACCAGCGCGGAGGACUGUGACGCCAAGGCCGCGUCGCCCACGGUGGAGAUCACGAGCGGCGGCGACGAGUACGUCGUGCCCUUUGUCUCGGCCGACCACAGGUCGCACUGGGUCCUCGCCUACCGGACCGCCCUCGACUCCGCAGCUUCCCUCGCCGACUGCUGA
Acanthamoeba castellanii str. Neff is the source of this 1980-nucleotide messenger RNA. RefSeq names its product RhoGEF domain containing protein. NCBI's taxonomy places the organism in Eukaryota, Discosea, Longamoebia, Acanthamoebidae. The record is from RefSeq and is a predicted model, not a curated record. Gene Ontology annotation, biological process: intracellular signal transduction. The transcript has 9 exons. Gene Ontology annotation, cellular component: cytoplasm. The coding region runs from base 1 to 1980 and encodes 659 amino acids. Gene Ontology annotation, molecular function: guanyl-nucleotide exchange factor activity.